Messenger RNA from Drosophila albomicans, 2307 nucleotides. RefSeq names its product bromodomain-containing protein DDB_G0280777. The record is from RefSeq and is a predicted model, not a curated record. NCBI's taxonomy places the organism in Eukaryota, Metazoa, Arthropoda, Insecta, Diptera, Drosophilidae. Bases 350 to 2137 code for a protein of 595 amino acids. The transcript is spliced from 11 exons.
CGACAGUUGUAAACAUUGUGUCUUUUGCUUAUUUUAACGAAGAUUUUAUAAUUUUUAUAUCAAAAUCCAUAGAUUGUAUUUCUUUUACAUAUUACUGGUAAAAUGUGCAACGAAGUUGACAAUAGUUGAUUUCAACUUUGUAAGAUUUUAAUAUACUUGUAAUAUAACGCUUUGGGACUAUUUUUUAUCAACGGGUGUUUUAACAAAAUUUUUAAAAAUAGAGUGCAUAAAUUCUGUUGUGGUGCCUGAUGCACUGCUCAUCGCGCUCAAUCGAUACCUGAAUGUGCAGCGAGAUCGCAACGCUACAACUUGCGACUCGGAUCAGGAUCUAUGUGACUGUGAAAGUAGAAUGCGCGCAAAUCCAGCGAAUGCUGCAGCAUCAGCAGCUGUCAAGACGCCACAACAAUUAAUUAAUCCUACACAAGGAAGCUCAAAUGAUACGAGGUCACCACAAGUAUGGAACACAAUGCAACUGCAUCAGAGACAUCGCGAUCCAAUAUUGAACACUCGCGAUAAUCCGCAUAAUCGACGAUCUUCGAGUGCGCCUUCAGGCGGCUCUCGUGAUUGUCAAAGAGGUGCCGAUAAAUUUUGCCAUACGGUUCAGCCAACCAACCACAAUUACUUGGGUUUGCAGCCUAAUGAAAAACCUUGCUGUGGCAAGGCUGCAACCAACAACAACAGCAGCAACAACGAGUCUCAGCGUCUGGAGACUUCAUACCAAAUGAAUAAAAGCAGUGGCAUCGGCAUGAACUAUGGCGAUUGGCAGCGGCAACAACAAAUGCAACAACUGCAAGCACAACAACAACAACAGCAGCGGCAACACCAAGAACAGUUUCAACAGCAGCAACAACAAAGACAACAGCAAAUGCGAUCUAUGCGACGAGAUGAAUUUGAUGAUUUUGAACCUGCGCUCAAUAGCACAAUGAUGGAGCCGCAUUAUCAAGGUAAUGCGGGUCGUCGCUUGCAACGCUCAAUGUAUUGUCAACCACAGCAGCAACAACAACAUCUGCAACAACUGCCUCAACAACAAUUGCAGCAACAACAACUGCAGCAACAACAACUGCAGCAACAACAACUGCAACAACAGCCAUCGCCAUAUCGCACACAAGCUCAACAGCAAGCUUAUCGAGCUUGCUGCAUGCCACAGCAGCCAACAUCAGUCCCCAGUCAAGCAACACAACAGAGAAUGCAAUAUCCGGAUAUGCCGUGUCAAAUACAGCAUGAUUUGAGCGAUACGUACAACGAGACGAGCUACAUGCAGUUGCCCCAAGGGGCACAGCAAAUGCAACAGCAACAAUCAACAACUCAACAGGUAACAUUUCGGGAGCCUUCACAAGCUUCAAGUGGUUAUCGUACUGGCACAAUUUAUCAAUCUAAUCUGAGCAUGAAUCAAAGUUCACUUGAGCAGAGUCCAAAUUUGACUAGCAAAAAAUCGCCAAGUUGCCAGGACAACGCAGCUGAAGCAAAAUCCAGUAGAUCUUUGACACCUUUGAGCCAAAUGAAACAUGAAGACCUGAUUGUACAUCGCGCGGAAACACUUUUCUUUGAGUCUUUGGUCUUGGACAGCAAUUGUCCAGGCGUCAUUCAAAGUUCACUAAGUGGCAAGGAUAACUUCAAUGAUCAUGCCUUCCAUAUAGCCUUUGGCGAUCAGGUACCCAACGAACCCAAACCCGUUGAUCCCAUAACCAUGCUGGAAGCGAUCAAGUUACGCAUAGAUCACGAACGUGCGGAGAUACACAAAAAAUGUCGAGUGGAGCGUGUGGAAAGUGAGCUUGACAUAAGGCAACGCAAGCACAAAGACCAUCAACAUGAGGAGCAUUCAAAGAGAUCUGCUCGCAGUGACUCCGAAUCGUAUUACUAUAAAGGUAAGAAUGCCAAGAAGAAAAGUCGUGGACAGCAGGAGAUAACACCUCAAGAGCUGCUCAGCGAGGACAUUGAUCGACACUUUCGAUGCAAACACAAGUCCGAUGUGAAUGAUGGCAUUUAUGCAUUUCUAAAAGCGGAAAAUGAUUACAGCUCUUCCGUAGGGCAUGCUUCAAAGAACUUUUCAGCGAAUGUAAACUCACAUGAAUCGCAUUUCUUGGGUUUGCCCAUCAAGAUGCGAAUUUACAAUGCUACAACUUGGCCCGUUGACUGAAAUCUAAUCAUUAAAUCUUGACAAUUUUUGACGACUGACACUUAAAUAAAUGUAUUGUGAACUUAACACAAAGCAUCGCACUUUUCCAGCAAUCAAUCAAUCUUUCUAUUCAUGGCUGCAAUUAAGUUCAUGUGUCAUUAAACCGAGAAACUUGCAUCAUCUUUUUUACA